CACAGCAGCGGAGAGGAAAAACUUCACCUCCAAAAAUUCGCCGAAACUUCCCGAGAUCCCGCGAUAGCAAUGGCGCCCAAGGCGGAGAAGAAGCCCGCGGCGGCGGAGAAGAAGCCCGAGGAGGAGGAGGGGCCCAAGAAGGCUGAGAAGGCCCCCGCGGGGAAGAAGCCCAAGGCCGAGAAGAGGCUGCCGGCGUCGAAGGAAGGGGGAGGGGACAAGAGCGGCAAGGCGAAGAAGAAGAGGAAGGCGAAGAGCGUGGAGACGUACAAGAUCUACAUCUUCAAGGUCCUGAAGCAGGUCCACCCGGACAUCGGGAUCUCGAGCAAGGCGAUGGGGAUCAUGAACUCGUUCAUCAACGACAUCUUCGAGAAGCUGGCCCAGGAGGCCUCCCGCCUGGCCCGCUACAACAAGAAGCCCACCGUCACCUCCCGCGAGAUCCAGACCUCCGUCCGCCUCGUCCUCCCCGGAGAGCUCGCCAAGCACGCCGUCUCCGAGGGCACCAAGGCCGUCACCAAGUUCACCAGCUCUUGAUCUUCGCUCGCUCCUUAGGGUUCUAGGGUUUCUGUUGGAUUCCGGGUGUAAUUACUUCGGUGUUAUCAAGUAAAUGAAAAAAAGGCUGGCCUCUAGGGAUGCGUUUGGCUAUAAAUUAGUUUAGUAUCAGAAUUUGUCCUAAUUUUGGCUAUUCGGCUAUAAAUUAGUUAAUUGUUGGACCAUUACCAGUAUGGUUCAACACUAAAGUUGUUUUA
Asparagus officinalis (garden asparagus) is the source of this 746-nucleotide messenger RNA. RefSeq names its product histone H2B.11-like. Gene Ontology annotation, molecular function: protein heterodimerization activity; structural constituent of chromatin; DNA binding. NCBI's taxonomy places the organism in Eukaryota, Viridiplantae, Streptophyta, Magnoliopsida, Asparagales, Asparagaceae. The coding region runs from base 70 to 531 and encodes 153 amino acids. Gene Ontology annotation, biological process: nucleosome assembly. The record is from RefSeq and is a predicted model, not a curated record. Gene Ontology annotation, cellular component: nucleosome. The transcript has a single exon.